UGAUUGUUUGCUGUGACUUAGGACAUAACCUUGCUAAAAACAUUUUUUAAUAGUCAAGGAUAACAGCUUUCUGGUUCUCUAAAUGGUAGUGUUGUAACUUCAUUUCCUCCUCUUUCAGUUUGAUUUCAAUAAAAACUCACCUUUCAGCACAUAGCAAGGAAAAUGUAAUAUCAGCCAUCAAGUAUGAGCUGGACCGCCGGGGCCAAGUUUUUUAUGUUCCACCUCGUAUCAAAGGACUGGAAGAAGUGAUGGAAUUUCUCGAACAGUCAUUUCCAACUGUUGAAAUAGCUAUUGCACAUGGAAAGCAAUACUCAAAGCAGCUUGAGGAAACCAUGGAGAAAUUUGCACUAGGUGAAAUUAAAAUUCUUAUAUGCACAAAUAUUGUGGAAAGUGGGCUUGACAUUCAAAAUGCAAACACCAUCAUAGUUCAGGAGGUUCAACAAUUUGGCUUAGCACAGUUGUAUCAGUUGCGUGGAAGAGUAGGGCGGGCAGAUAAGGAAGCUCAUGCACAUUUAUUUUACCCAGAUAAGUCACUACUGACUGAUCAAGCACUGGAGAGGCUUGCUGCUCUAGAAGAAUGCCAUGAACUUGGCCAAGGCUUUCAACUUGCAGAGAGAGACAUGGGUAUUAGAGGUUUUGGCACCAUCUUUGGCGAGCAACAGACCGGUGAUGUUGGAAAUGUAGGCAUUGAUCUCUUCUUUGAGAUGCUCUUUGAGAGCUUGUCCAAGGUUGAAGAGCAUCGUGUUAUUUCAGUUCCUUACCAGUCUGUACGGGUUGAUCUAAAUAUAAACCCUCGUCUCCCUUCUGAGUACAUAAAUUAUUUGGAGAACCCUAUGGAAAUAAUUAAUGAAGCUGAGAAAGCUGCUGAGAAAGAAAUCUGGAGUUCGAUGCAAUUUACAGAAAAUCUGCGUCGCCAAUAUGGAAAAGUGCCUUACUCCAUGGAGCUUCUAUUGAAGAAGCUUUAUGUGAGGAGGAUGGCAGCAGAUCUAGGGAUAAAAAGAAUCUAUGCUUCAGGAAAGAUGGUCGGUAUGAAAACAAACAUGACUAAACUGGUUUUAGGGCUGAUUACAGAGUCAAUGGUGUCUGAGGUUCACCGAAAUUCUUUGGUUCUAGAGGAUGACUUAAUUAAGGCAGAACUACUUUUAGAGCUACCAAGAGAGCAACUGCUAAAUUGAAUUUUUCAAUGCUUGGCUGAACUUCAUGCUUCGCUACCAGCCCAAAUAAAAUACUAGUUUUUUUUUCCUAGGGAAGAAAAACAUACAAUUUUUGACUUGCUGAAGUCUUUGAAACUUCGCGGAAUGGGUGCAUCACGGUUAGAUAUAUGCAUUGGAUGGGAUCACGGAAAAGGAAGUUGAGAAUCUGUCCAUCUUUGAUGACCCUGGAUUGCGACCUAGUGUUGCAAUUUAGUAGUGCCCUUGCAUAAAUCACAUAAAAGGUGUACGAAGUCAGGACUAAUUAAUGCAAAACCAAUAUAAUACUUUAAAUUAUAAACACAUUCCUUCUACCGCAGCCAGAACAGAACUAAGAAGUGUUCUAAGUCAAAGGUGAUUCUUCUAUGUCAAAUGAAGGUAAAUGAGCAGACUCUUCAGUUUUUUUCCCCCAAUAAUUAGUGCUUUUGACUGGCUUACAUUGAAUUUGCAGGACUCAAGUCUGAAUAUCUGAGGAUGGGACUCUAUCUGAUCUGCUUUAAAUUUUUACUUCAAAGGGAACAACUUCACUCUGAAAAGAAUGUAGAUAGGCUAGAAGUUUAAUACAUCCUGGACUCUGUAAGAUGUAGGCAUAUAGCCUUUCACAUUGAAAGAAGCAUAUGUAUUUAUGCUCCCUUUUUGUCAUGAUUUUAAUGUAUAGAAGCUUUGUUCUGGAUUAUCUAUGAUGUAUUGGAUUAAUAAAACUUGGAUACAUGUAAUCUGGAAAAU
Quercus lobata is the source of this 1916-nucleotide messenger RNA. Its product is annotated as ATP-dependent DNA helicase At3g02060, chloroplastic-like. Bases 249 to 1175 code for a protein of 308 amino acids. The record is from RefSeq and is a predicted model, not a curated record. The transcript has 8 exons. Gene Ontology annotation, biological process: DNA repair. Lineage: Eukaryota; Viridiplantae; Streptophyta; Magnoliopsida; Fagales; Fagaceae.